This is a messenger RNA of Lodderomyces jiufengensis, 570 nucleotides long. RefSeq lists its product as uncharacterized. The transcript has a single exon. Gene Ontology annotation, biological process: poly(A)+ mRNA export from nucleus. Gene Ontology annotation, cellular component: nucleus. Bases 1 to 570 code for a protein of 189 amino acids. Lineage: Eukaryota; Fungi; Ascomycota; Pichiomycetes; Serinales; Debaryomycetaceae. The record is from RefSeq and is a predicted model, not a curated record.
AUGUCGGAUUAUUCAUCACAAACAGUAGCUCAAUUAAAAGAAAUAUUAAAAGAAAGAGGAUUAAGUACUGAGGGGAAAAAAGCAGAUUUAGUUUCAAGAUUAAUAGAGUCAGAUAAUUCAACAACAACAACAACCUCUGAACAACCAAAAGUAGAAGAAUCAAUCACCACAACAACUGAACAACCAGAACAAACAACAACAUCAAGUGAAAAUAAAGAAGAAGAGUCAACAUUAUCAGAAAAUCAAUCACAACGAAAUGAAGAAUCAGAAGAGAAACCAAAAGAAGAACCAAAAGUAUUAACAGCAGAAGAAAGAAAACAAUUAGCAAUUGAAUUAUUACAAAAAAAAAUCUCAAGAGCUGAAAAAUUUGGUGAUGAUUCAGGUGUAGAACAAGCUAAAAAGGAUUUAAAAAGAGUUGAAAAAUUUGGAGUUGAAUUAGGUACUUCAUUAGCAAGAGAAAUUGGAUUAGUUGAUAAUUCUUUAAAAGAUAGAAAAUUUAAUAAUAAUAAUCAUAGAGGUGGAUUUAAAGGUAGAUUUAAUAAGAAUCGUGGGUUCAAAAACAGAAGAUGA